Messenger RNA from Kickxella alabastrina, 1494 nucleotides. RefSeq lists its product as uncharacterized. The coding region runs from base 118 to 1434 and encodes 438 amino acids. The transcript has 3 exons. The record is from RefSeq and is a predicted model, not a curated record. Gene Ontology annotation, molecular function: protein binding. Lineage: Eukaryota; Fungi; Kickxellomycota; Kickxellomycetes; Kickxellales; Kickxellaceae.
CCUCACCUUACUUCACCUGACCUUACUUCACUCCAUUCCAUUCCAUUCCACUCCAUUCCACUCCACUUCAAUUCCCACUUUACUUUGCCUCACUCCAAUUCAACUUGCUCUUGCCCAAUGACCGAUCUUCUCCAGGGCCUCAGGCUCAAGUUCGAGCUCGCUGUCAAACUGCCGGCCCCCGUCUCGUUCCCCUUCGAGGCAAUCGGUGACUACCAGCCCGUGUCGCGCAUUCCCAGAUACGACUUUUCGCUCGAGAAGAAAAUCAUGAACGAAAUUUCAAAGCAGAAGCAGGACGACCACUACGUGCGCCUCAGGCAGGCCCAGCAGCAGCUGUCGAUGGUAGACAUUAUUGCCUCGCGCAAGGAGAGACACAAAGGCAAGGAACCCGAUCGCACCCCGUUUGCACAGCCUAUGCUGGCAAAGCCCAAGAGUGACAGCGGCGUUGCCCGCCCCGCUCAAUCGGUACCGGUGGACGGCGCAUCGCAGCCCCCACUCGACCAACGCCAGCAGCAUCUUUCGCCUGCCACUGCUGCCGCAACAACAGUAGCUGAGUCACCGCGGCCUGAGCGCCCGCACUCGGCUGCCGCAGCUAUCCCGACUGCAGCCGAUGCGGAAAAUCCCGCUGUGCCUGCCACAUCUCUACCUGCUCCAACUUUGCUUGCCCAGUACCCGCCAAACUUUGACCCGCAGCAACAAACCAUUCGCCCACACACGAUGCUUCAGCCUCAGCCUCAGCACCAGACCCAGUCUCAGGCCCAGCCUCAGACCCAGCCUCAGACCAUCCUCAGGCCCAGCCUCAGCCUCAGCCUCAGCCUCAGCCUCAGCCACCGACACAGCUCACGCUUUGUCUUCCCGCGCCCUUCCAUCCCAUUGCAGCAGCAGCACCAAAUGGUCCCCUUGCCAUUAACUCAUUUCUCGCACUCCACACCCACAAUACCCCAGCAACAGCAGCGGCAACAGCAGCAGUUCAUCCCUACAUGCACGCAGAAUCCGCCUGCCAGCUGGAAGAAGGAGCCAUCCACCCCUGUUCUCCCGCCAAAGCCUGACGAAUGGAAGCCCCGCCUACAAACAGGCAGCUCUACCACCAAUGACACUGGCAACGGCACCAGCACAUCCAGCAUGAGUCCCCCUCGGCCUCACGCAAGUCUGUCUCCUGAGCCUGGCUUCUCCGCCAGAUUCCAAGAUAGGCCACACCACCCCGACCAAAACCCGCCUAUUAUUCCUCCAAAGCCCUUUAUGGAAUUCAGCGAGUUCGACUAUGCCUCUGACGGGCCCUCCGGCCUCAGCUCGGCCACACAUGUCGGCCACGUCGAGCAGGUCAACACUCUUCUCAGCAUGGGAUUCAGCCAUCCGCAGGCCCUCCACGCACUCGAGAUGUACGACUACGAUGUCAACAAGGCCAGCAACUACCUCAUUGACAAGGUUUUUCUCUAGCUAACACUUUCAUUAUUUCUCAUGUACCAACAUUAAUUAUAUAUUUUAAUUUAAAAAUCA